UAUUUCGGCGUUUCUGCAAAAGCACCGAGUCAGUCAUCGAGAUUGUUUGCCCGCUUUUUGAUAUCUUGCGUACCAUCAAUCGACAGCAUAGCUCGGAAGUUCGACCAUGUCUUCUGCUUAUGUGGCGAAUUCCAGCUUUGGAAGGUUGGUGAUGUCUGAAGCAGGGUCAGCUAACGCAAUCCAUUUGAACGAAUUUGCUCGUUCACUUACCACCUCUCUUGACAACGUAAAGCUGGAUGACAUUCUUGCCAGCGGUGCGAUGAUCAAGGGCUGCGGCGCGCAAGGUCAUCAGAUCCCUGAUGAUGGCGAUUUGACCAGACUCGUGCACGCGCCAAACAAUGACACAAUGAGCAUCAUCAUCUGGCGAUGGAUCGAGCCUAGAGAUGGUCUCGGGCCAGCCUUGACGGUGGAGUCCGGCGAAGGGAAUUUGGUAGGUGUAGGUGGUGUCGUCAGCAGCGCGCUUGUGGCGGGUGAGGGAGACGAUCAUGUCGUCGAAUGUGCGGUCAAGGCUGGACAUUGUUGUUUUGGCUGCUGUGGCCUCCGCGGCAGGCUCUGGUGCUUGGUUGGUCAUGUUGGAAAGAGACAGAUGAGAGAGUGUGUUGUUCAAAGCUGGACUUAUCGCUCUUCAAUCAGCUUCACUUCGAUUCUCGUUCGUCAAAGUACUGACUCACUUGUGCUGGCUGCCUAACGCGACUCUCGUGGCCCAUCUUCUGAUGUUGCUGAUCCGCGCUUACUGAUCACAACACCCUGC
Aureobasidium subglaciale EXF-2481 is the source of this 751-nucleotide messenger RNA. RefSeq lists its product as uncharacterized. The transcript has 2 exons. Bases 107 to 688 code for a protein of 193 amino acids. Lineage: Eukaryota; Fungi; Ascomycota; Dothideomycetes; Dothideales; Saccotheciaceae. The record is from RefSeq and is a predicted model, not a curated record.